AGCGUCCAUCAUAUGACGAGACCGUGACCUUCUCCCACCCGCCGAGCACGCCACCAGAAUGCCUCUUCUCCGCAUCUGAAGCCUCACUGCCGACCAGCGCCCCCUCGUCCCCUCCAAAGACGCCCAGCAAUCACAAAUGGGCACCGACAGCCCCGCCCUAUCGCCGCCCAGCACCCAUGACAGACUCGAUGCGCUCGCGUCACUCUUGUAGUACUAUCUACCCGCCUCUACCACUCCGACUACCACGCCCUUCGUUCUUGCAAAAGGCAAACGGUGCCCUGCGACACCGAGACGCAUGUCUCCGCCGUCGGAACAUGUCCCUCGCACGCCUGACCGACGCUCCUCCACCCAGGCCCUGUUCACUGCCUUCCGCUCUUUGACCAGCGGCCGCCUAAAAAGUCCGACGCCACCACCCUCGACCUCGUCUACGACAUGUACGCCCGCGCGCUCCCCAUCUUUCGCAUCGUCUAUACACCCUGGCUCGAUAGCAAGCCCUCACUCGGCCGAUGGUACCCUUCAGCGCAUAGGUCAGAUCACAGGGCCGAGGGCUGGAAGACCCGUAACAGGGGGGCCUCCAGAGCUGGAUGAGCUGAUCGUGCAAUUGGAUCGCAGCCACCCAUUCUCAGAAAGAGCGUUAGUAGUGGAUAGGAUAUGCCAGGUCCUCGACGAGUAUCCCGUGCAGAAUACCCUGGGUCUGUGGUCUGUCGCAAGCGACUUGCUCCUCCCCGAACAGUCUGAUGAAGUCGCUGAAGCGGGGUACAAGCUCCUCAAGAGCUGUGCGUCCCUCGCCGACUUGAGCACAAUUGAGCGCAACGUCUUCUUCGAUGCCGCCUCUCUGCGCAAAAACGAUCGCAACUUCCACAGGAGACUCGAAGUCGUCACUACGCUCACCAAGGGUGGGCGCGAUAUUGAGGCUUGCGAGCCGUCUAUUGUUCCCUUCCUGUUGACUUCCUUGGAAACCUGCUUCCAGGCUAGUCGUGAGGCAUCCAAUGUGAAUCGGAAGGCCAAUGGCAAGCGGAGUGUAGACAAGCCCACUCAAGAAACCGAAAAUCUUUCUCGAAUGUUUCAAUAUGUCACUGACAUCUGCAAGUUCAAUGCCAAAAUCUUUACCGAUGAUGACUUGGAUCUUCUUCUUAGUCGCACAGUGGCUAUCUGCCAGAAUACGACCCAGGAGAGCGAUAUGAACAACUGCAUCAAGCUUUUUGACACAAUCAUUACAUAUGUUCACGUACCGACGCAGUCUCUCCGGUCGUGCCUUGAGGUUUUGUGCGCAAUUCAUAAACAAAUACCCACCCUGCAACAACAGACGUGGAACACGUUGAGUAAUCUCUUCAAAUCUCACGUUUCGCAGGCUGCCAUUUCAGCACUCCUACAUGCUCUUCUGGACGGUCCUAUGCAUCUAAGUCUGGAGGAUCCUUCGCGGAAGAGUCGACAGUUUAGCCUAUACAGAGGCACGAUACAGGUGCUACAGCUUCUCCUGUUCGAGGACGGCCGCAACGAGCUACCUAAAGUCCCAAUGUCUUUGCUCUUCCCGGCUCUGAAAGCCUCUAUCAAGGAGCCACACCACACGCAGGAGGAGAUUGUUAUCAGUCUAAUAGACACUGUCCUUGCGCAGGAGAGUAUGAGGGAGUUGCUCAUCGCCGAGACAGAUUUGAGCGAUCUACUAGACAUUGUUCGUAUAUGUGCUGAGCGUGAUGACAAUCGUCUUCGUGCCAAGGAAUCGACUAUAACAGAUAGCUCGACUACUACGAGGAAGGAAAUUGUCGAGACACAAUCCGCUCCCGAGAACGGGUCGUCGAACAAGGGUGGAACUGAUGCCUCUACUUCUCCAACAUCGGCAACAAGACAUUUUGACGGCGAGGCUGGUCCACGUUCCGUCAUUACCGCUAUGCCACCACCAGUCCUAGAGGCCUUUCGUAGCAACCCAGACAAUGGCAUAUGUCAGGUCUUGGCUAAACUCGAUGGCACAAGCGAUGCACUGGAUUUUGUUUCACAAGAAGCGGUAAUGGAGCUAUUCCUACACCUCGCGCCUCGUGUCAGCGAUUCCAGUGCAGAGAAGACGGUCCACUACUUCGCCAGGGAGCGUUACCUCAACCCUUCGCAUGGUGACUGGAUGAAACUCUGUCGUAGUCUUGUCGCUGGUAUACUUCAGGACGUGACCCGGCCGCGUUCGCUACGGAUUCUGGUAAUCCAAAACCUGCGCGAAACCUACGAUACCGUGGAACAGAUCUGCACAGAUGAUACAGUGCUGCAAUGCGGAGCCCUUCUCUUGAAUAACAUUGAAGCUGAAGAGGAUGUCGAAGUCCUGCACGAACUUGUAAAUUUUGCCGUAGAUGUUGCCGAUAAAGCAACAUUGGCCAACUUUUCCGAUAUUGUCCAGGUUUUAAAAGUGCGGCUAGACCGGCCACAAACUUCUUCGACAGCCGUAACAAUGUCCUGGCCGUCUCAAGCUCUGCUUGCCAGAGCAGAUGAGCGUUUCGGAUCCCCCUGCAAUGUCAUAUCUACUGCUUUUGUACGUCUCUUCACACGAAGCGUUACUCACUCGGCACAGAAAACUCGAAUACUUUACGAGCACCUACGAGCUAUUGCUGAAAACGAUAAAUACGAGAACGAUGCGCGCCUGACGGCUCUUAAGCUACUGUUUCGUCUCCGUGCUGACUCUCGUCACGCACUUAUCGUCAGCUCUUCUUCAGAAGGUGAAAGAAUCGCCGCAGAGCUAUGUCGCACGGUGGAAACAGCAGUGACACCAGAAAUCAUAGACGAGGUCGUACAUGGGGAUCAAGCCAGAGCUGAGGAUGGCUCUUUUUGGCGCGAGCAUCGCAAGGCCUCCGGAUCAAGCCCGCAUUCUUCUCUCAACCGGCAUGCCAGCCGGACCACUACUACAAGUGGCCGUAUUUCAAAGCCAAUACCUCCACUGUGGAUGUACCCAGGCCCCAAAGGUUUGCCAGAGGAGCCUCCAAGUGAACCAAGUCGAGUGGUCUUUUCACAUACUGAUGUUGGACAAUACGCGCUUGGUGAUGAUAUCCUAGAUAUGGAGAUCACAUUAUGGCUGGAACUGAUUAUCUCCCUACUUCAAAGACCCCCCGACUGGGAGAUUUACAGCUACGUGCUCGUUCACCUUGGACCACAACUAUCCAAUCAAGCUUUGGUACGCAGCUGUGUCGGCCAGCUGCGUAUGCUUAGGAAUGUUCUUUGCGAACAAGUACGGAAUGCUAGCUUCCACGAGCCUCCGGCACGUACGCUUCUUAAGAAAGCGGACGUUGCAGUGUGUUUAUUCCACAUUCUCACCGUCAUCAUCAGCUAUCACGAGUACUUCGAGAAGAGCGAGGAAGAUGACCUGGUCAAAGCGCUCCUACAGGGUAUCACGCAAUGGGAUAGGACAUCGAAGUGGUGCAUUCAUGCGUUGUCAAUCUGCUGCUUCGAGAUUCCCCUGUCUGUCAGUAAAUCACUUGACAGCAUUGUCCAGAAGAUGUCCCAGAUCAUCACGAAGCCAGCCACGGCAAUUCACAUCCUAGAGUUCCUCACCUCCAUGGCAAGGCUCCCAGAACUCUUCAAAAAUUUCCGUGAAGACGAGUUCAAGCUGGUAUUCGGUGUCUGCUUUCGAUACCUACAACACAUUAGAGACCAGCGCGACCGUGUCUCAAACGCAAACUCCUCACACAGUCAUCGGACACUGCGACAUAGUGGACACUCGAGAGACUUCGCGGCAUCGCCGGACCAUACUGCAAAGAUGCCCAAGAGCGUUGAGGAUGACCUACCCCAGUACCUUUACUCGCUUGCAUAUCACGUCAUCACGUUUUGGUUUAUGGCUCUGAAGUUAGAGGACCGUGCAAAGCAAAUUCCUUGGAUCACCAAAAAUCUCUACCAUACCGAUAGCUCUGGUAGGCAGGUCAUGGAGGAACAAGGCCAAGUCCUCUUGGAUAUCAUGAAUAUGGUGGCAUAUACAGAUCGAGAUGAGACUGUCCGCGACGAUGACUUUGCUAAACCUGGUGAUGGCGAAGUCUGGAAAAAGACAUGGAUUGUGGGAAAUAGUCUCGUGUCAAUAGAGACAGCUGCAAGGACAGGCGUCUCUCUUGUCACGACGCGUCGACCCUGCGGUACUCGAUUUCUCACCGUACAACCUUUACUCACCUCCCCGCCGCGCCACCAAGUACCUAUCACUGUAGGCCUCGCUUCCGAGGCCUUCUAUUCAAACUCCUACGUUGGCAUCCUACCAGACGACAUCUUCCAAUCUUUCUAUGCGCCUCUCGACCUAAACAACUCGUCGAUCCCUUUACCCGACGACGACAUGACACGCCGCGCAAUCGCAUCGUUCGACCGCAUCGCCACAGUCGACAACUACAAAGUAGGCGUGAUAUACAUCGGCGAAGGCCAAACCGACGAAAGGGAGAUCUUUAUGAAUGAUAUAGGUUCUCCGGCAUACACCGCAUUCAUUGCUGAUCUUGGUACUUUGUGUCGUCUGAAGGAUGCGAAAUUCAACACAGGUGGCCUCGAUACAAGAGAAGACGUAGACGGCGAGUUUACAUACUGCUGGCGCGACCGCUGCAUCGAACUCAUUUUCCACAUCCCCACCAUGAUGCCAACGAAUCGCGACGACGAAAUGACCUAUCCAAACAAGAAACGUCACAUUGGGAACGACUUUGUUAACAUCAUAUACAAUGACUCUGGUCUACCGUAUAACUUCGACACUUUCCCUUCGGCGUUCAAUUACGUACAUAUCGUCAUUUCUCCGGAGUCAAGGGCAAGCUUCGUGGACCGUCGCCUAGACGCGGAUCCUGACGGGAGGAACCGAUACUACAAAGUCCAAGCCAUCUCGCGCCCAGGCUUUCCUGAUAUCUCGCCCGCUGUAGAGACGAAGAUACUUCAGGGAAAGUAUCUCGCGGCGUAUUGUCGUCUCAUCGCCAUCAACGCAUGCGUCUUUUCUAACGUCUGGUUUAUUCGCGGGGGUGGUGAAUCUACCUCUUCCUGGCGCAAUCGCCUCCGCGAGAUCAAACGUCUGCGCGAGCGAUACGGUGCUAUCGAUCACCACCAGCACCACCCUGUCUUUUCUUCUCCCGCAUCGCCAGCGAGCAGCCAAGGCCUCUCAAGCCCGCCAUCUCGCGACCACAACGGCGUUUCACCCUUCCAGCGCAUGAGCAUCGCAACGCACAUUACUGACGGCACGAGUCGCAGUUCCAUCAGCAGUUCUUCACAUGAUCCUUAGUUUUGUGUUUCAACGGCGCGCAAUAUCUCACUGUGGUGACUGGUGUUAUUGUGGGCAAUUUACAGAUACCCCAGGGUUUAAUAUCAAUAUCACACAUAAAAGUUGUCUGCUUUUCAAUACUGCCUGAUUUGGGUAUGGGAUGCAUUGCAUGGCGUUUUGUGCAUGGGAUCGAUUUCAAUCGUUUCCCGAUUAAAAGUCUUUUGUUUGCUUUUGCUUUCGGUUGUUGGGCGGACGCAUCAGAUAGGGAGUGUAUAUCGGUGUAUGUAUGUACUGGACAAUGCAAAAUAAAUAGGCAUCAAGUCGAUAGUUGAUACAUAUUAUUUCUCGUCUGUUUGCAAGCUGCUUUGGAUAAUGUAAACGCAUCAACAC
This is a messenger RNA of Cucurbitaria berberidis CBS 394.84, 5572 nucleotides long. RefSeq lists its product as uncharacterized. The transcript is spliced from 3 exons. Gene Ontology annotation, molecular function: GTPase activator activity. Bases 296 to 5203 code for a protein of 1635 amino acids. Gene Ontology annotation, biological process: positive regulation of GTPase activity; negative regulation of TOR signaling; regulation of small GTPase mediated signal transduction. Gene Ontology annotation, cellular component: TSC1-TSC2 complex; nucleus; cytoplasm. NCBI's taxonomy places the organism in Eukaryota, Fungi, Ascomycota, Dothideomycetes, Pleosporales, Cucurbitariaceae. The record is from RefSeq and is a predicted model, not a curated record.